Messenger RNA from Manis javanica (Malayan pangolin), 2174 nucleotides. RefSeq names its product peroxisome proliferator activated receptor gamma (gene PPARG). The record is from RefSeq and is a predicted model, not a curated record. Lineage: Eukaryota; Metazoa; Chordata; Mammalia; Pholidota; Manidae. Gene Ontology annotation, biological process: positive regulation of transcription by RNA polymerase II; hormone-mediated signaling pathway; negative regulation of cholesterol storage. Gene Ontology annotation, cellular component: nucleus. Gene Ontology annotation, molecular function: nuclear receptor activity; DNA-binding transcription repressor activity, RNA polymerase II-specific; zinc ion binding.
AAGAAAUUCUGUUAAUGAGUUUAAGAAAUGUUUUUAGGGCUUAAAUCUAAAACUCUGUCACUUUAACUUACUAAUGAAUACCAGUGUGAAUUACAAAUGCAAAGGGGGUUCUCCAAGAGUGUGCGGCCCCGUUGGGUCAGCAUAUAAAAACCUGGUGAUUCUAAGAAUGCUGUAAUUACUUUUUUCUUUUCCUUUUUUUUUUUUUUAAGGAUGUCAUUGAAAAGAAGUUGGAAAAAAAACCAAUCUCUCCGACCACGGUGCGAAGGGCAAGACACGCUGGCAGAGACGGGGGGCGGGUUCCGGAAUCCCACAGCUCGGGCGCUCCCGGGACGUGACCGUGGGCAUCUCCCCGAGCUUCAUGCGGGUCGCCCCGCUGUCAAAUGGGACCUUUCCUGAGCCGCCUCCCAGCGGUGGUUGUGAGGAAAAAACGAGGCCGGGCGCCGAGUAGGCGCUGGAGAAAAGAUUUGAAAGAACCCAACUGCAAACCACAGAUAUACAAGAAGGCUGUUUUCUCAAGCAAGAGUCAUCCUUUAACGAAGUCACCAUGGUGGACACAGAGAUGCCAUUUUGGCCCACCAACUUUGGGAUCAGCUCCGUGGACCUUUCCAUGAUGGACGACCACUCCCACUCCUUCGACAUCAAGCCCUUCACCACUGUGGAUUUCUCCAGCAUUUCCACUCCACACUAUGAAGACAUUCCGUUUGCAAGAGCUGACCCAAUGGUUGCUGACUAUAAGUAUGACCUGAAGCUCCAAGAUUACCAAAGUGCCAUCAAAGUGGAGCCUGCAUCCCCACCUUAUUAUUCCGAAAAGACCCAGCUGUACAAUAAACCUCACGAAGAGCCUUCUAAUUCCCUCAUGGCAAUUGAAUGCCGUGUCUGCGGAGAUAAAGCUUCUGGGUUCCACUAUGGAGUUCAUGCUUGUGAAGGAUGCAAGGGUUUCUUCCGGAGGACAAUCAGAUUGAAGCUUAUUUAUGAUAGGUGUGAUCUUAACUGUCGGAUCCACAAAAAAAGUAGAAAUAAAUGUCAGUACUGUCGGUUCCAGAAGUGCCUCGCUGUGGGGAUGUCUCAUAAUGCCAUCAGGUUUGGGCGGAUGCCGCAGGCCGAGAAGGAGAAGCUGUUGGCGGAGAUCUCCAGUGAUAUCGACCAGCUGAACCCAGAGUCUGCUGAUCUCCGGGCCCUGGCAAAACAUUUGUAUGACUCAUACAUAAAGUCCUUCCCGCUGACCAAAGCGAAAGCAAGGGCGAUCUUGACAGGAAAGACAACAGACAAAUCACCAUUUGUUAUCUAUGACAUGAAUUCCUUAAUGAUGGGAGAAGAUAAAAUCAAGUUCAAACACAUCACCCCCCUGCAGGAGCAGAGCAAAGAGGUGGCCAUCCGCAUUUUUCAGGGGUGUCAGUUCCGCUCAGUGGAAGCUGUGCAGGAGAUCACAGAGUAUGCCAAAAGCAUUCCUGGUUUUGUAAACCUUGACUUGAAUGACCAAGUAACUCUCCUAAAAUAUGGCGUCCAUGAGAUCAUUUACACAAUGCUGGCCUCCUUGAUGAAUAAAGACGGGGUUCUCAUAUCAGAGGGCCAAGGAUUCAUGACCAGGGAGUUUCUAAAGAGCCUGAGAAAGCCCUUUGGUGACUUUAUGGAGCCCAAGUUUGAGUUUGCUGUGAAGUUCAAUGCACUGGAAUUAGAUGACAGCGACUUGGCGAUAUUUAUAGCUGUCAUUAUUCUCAGUGGAGACCGCCCUGGUUUGCUGAAUGUGAAACCCAUAGAGGACAUACAAGACAACUUGCUGCAAGCCUUGGAGCUCCAGCUCAAGCUGAACCACCCCGAGUCCUCUCAGCUCUUUGCCAAGCUGCUCCAGAAAAUGACAGACCUCAGACAGAUUGUAACAGAACAUGUGCAGCUAUUGCAAGUAAUAAAGAAAACAGAGACAGACAUGAGUCUUCACCCACUCCUACAAGAAAUAUACAAGGACUUGUAUUAGCAGAGAAGUCCUAAUUCACUGACAAUGUUUUACUUCUUCCAAUUGCACUAUGAUUCUGAGGGAAAAAUCUGACACCUAAAAAAUUUACUGUGAAAAAGCAUUUUAAAAAGAAAGGGUUUUAGAAUAAUAGAUGUAUUUUAUGCAUAUUGUUUAUAAAGAUACAUUUACAAUUUACUUUUAAUAUUAAAAAUUACCACAUAUG